Molecule: messenger RNA, 3085 nt
Organism: Dendronephthya gigantea
Lineage: Eukaryota; Metazoa; Cnidaria; Anthozoa; Malacalcyonacea; Nephtheidae
Exons: 14
Coding region: 31-3021 (996 amino acids)
Source: RefSeq, a predicted model, not a curated record
GCCAGCGUGAAUAUUAAACAAAAGAGGCCAAUGAAACGGUACGAAAAAAACCCCAAGAAACAUGAUGGUAAAAAUAGGGUAAAAAUCAACAAAAGAGACGACGUUACAUUGUUGAAAGAUCAUACUACGACAGGAUCAAAACGCACUCCAGCAGCUGUUGCUGCAGUUCUUGGUAAUGAAAAGGUCCAAGAGGCCGUCAUCGAAAAAGGUGUUGAAGUUGUUGGAGACGCGAUCGAUCAGCAAUUAGCAAAUAUCCAGGGAGCGCAUAAUAAAUCGGAAGCAUUUUUAAAUAAAAGGAUAAAAUUGAAUGUCUUCCCUGAGAAAGGCUGGAGAAAUGAGGAUAUGUUUUUACCACCUGGAUAUCAUAUGGACGCAGAAAUAGAAAGCGAUAGUUCCCCAGCGAGCAGCAAGGAAGUUGGUGAUCCUGUGUACACAUAUCCUGCAGGAAUAGGAACUAUGAUAAUGAAUGGAUGCUGGGGGACUGGAUACCAACCUGGUGAUCCUUGCUAUCAAUCUCUAGAAGUCCUAACUGCUUGUCAGAAUAUGAUUGAUGGAGCGGCAUUUAUUGGUGUUGGCUUUGAUGGUCGUGGUAAAUACAGUCCAGAGUCGAGAAAAAUGAGUAUCAUACAACGUUCUUGUGGUGGACGUCUUUACUAUGACGACUUCCAAGUGCCUGACACAAUGAGCGUUCAUGGCAUAUACGAAACAAGCUCACACAUGAAAAUCUUCUCUUCGCGAAAAGAAUACCAAACGUAUCUGCAAACAGAAGCUGGCAUCUCAGGGUCGUUUUUUGGGUUAUACGCUGGAGCUAAAGCUGCUUAUGGUGCAUCAUCCAGUUCGAAUAGUCAAAAUAAUCUUGCAAUUUUUGACAUUGAUGUGGACAGAUAUGAAAUAUUCAAAGAUGAAGUGAAACCUCAAGAUCUCUCGCGUGCAUUUCUUCACGAGUUCAUGAAUCUACCACCAUCCUUCAUUCAACCUGGUGCGCCAGCUAAAUUCAGUGACUUCAUAUCUCGAUGGGGGACUCAUUAUAUAAAAUCGGCAAAAUUCGGCGGACAGUUGGAAAUACGAAAGCUGCAAAGUGGCCUGUCGAGAUCAUCCAAACAGGAGUUUGCUGUUGAAGCUGAAGUAGAAUAUAAAGGUCUUUUUGCCAGUGCUGGUGCGUAUAGCAGCACUCGUAUUGGGGCCGAAGCAAAAACAGAAGAAAAAUUCAUGUCAACUUCAGUCCAAGCGCUUGGGGGAUCUCAAAAGAUAGCAGCAGCAGUCGCAGACGUGUACUCUCCAACAUUCAAAAAUACACUUGUUGAAUGGCUUGACAGCAUUAAUAGUUACCCCAAGGCAUUCAAGUUCAUUAUGGGAUCAAUCACUGACCUUGUUGACUUUCGCGCAGCUGAUCUAUUUCCAGAUGCAACAGUCAAUUGGGGUUGUGAAGCAAAUAGCGCAGCACUUGGAAGAGAAAGAAACACAGGAAGAUAUUACUAUAACAGAACGGUUGACAAUGCUAUCAUCAAGGCUUAUUGCGAGUACGAAAGCAGAGAAGAUCUGGAAAAUAAAUUGAAACAACGUCGAACAAGUUUAAAAGCUGCUAUAGAAUCGUACAUGGAAGAGGGACCAGUUUCAGCAACUGAAAGAAAUCUUCCAGCCGGUGAUGGAGGAUGUGAAACACUGAAUCUCGAAGAUUCACUGGCCAUUCCAACUUGGGACGAAAUCUCCAAUGAUAGUCAUGUAUUUCGCGUUAUUUUUGACAUGGAUGUUGAUCUCUGGGGAAAUUCAAGCAACAUUCCUAAGACCAUGUCAAGAUUGAUGAAACGAAUUCGCAAUAGAUGGAUUACAGGAGAUGAGAAUGGCGAAUUUCAUUUGUUCAAUGCAUUCUCCAAUGGUGGAAGUGGUACUUUAUCCAACAGUAAAAUCUCCAUAUUUGGACUCGUUCUAACAUACUCGGACGGAGUUCUUACUUUGGCAGAGGAAGACUACAGUGAAUCAGGGGAGUAUUUUUCAAAUCUCGACGAGCGUUUUCGAUUUUACACCUUCGGAAAUGGGGAAGACGAUGUAGCAAUCGUGGAUAUAAAAGUUACCCCACGUUCUGGUUUUGUGCAAGAAUGCAAGGGAGGUACUGAGUUAGACGCCGAGGGAUUACUGUGUGUCAAAAAGCCAUGCCACGAAGCUUGCGAUGCAAUUGAAGGUUGUCGUCAAUCAACAGGGGAUACACCACUUCCGUCGGAGUGUUUUUCUUGCAAAUAUGCACAAGAUGGCGAUAAUUGUAUCCUGACUUGCCCGUCUGGUAUGUCACCAAAUAAGAACAAAAGAUGCACGGAUUCUUAUGACUUGACGUACAAAGGAUCCUCCUUCGAUGAUUUGGAUAGGUCAUUUCCUUUGCCAUAUACAUUCCCCUCCUUCACAAUUAGUGUUUGGCUAAAAUUACCUGUUUACCAAGAAAAGUAUUUGAACCACCUAUUUAAAGUCUUCGGAUAUACCUACCUGACAUCGCAACUUGACGCUUACUACGUGUUAGAAUUAUCUGUACGUUACAAAACAGCAGAACAACCUUCGAUAAUGGCUGACUUUUAUGACUGGGUCUUGGGAUCAAUAUCUCCAAGUAAUCGCAUUGAGUUACAACCUUUGGAAGCGCCCGAAAAUACCGGCUGGAUUUACUUAAGUAUUGCGCGUGAUAGCAGUUCUGGAAACAUGCAGCUUUUAAAGUAUGGAAGAACGCUCGUUUCAGCCAGCAAGAUCAUUCUUCCAGGUCAGACAAUGAUGAAAACUGGACUGUUCAUUCUAGGAGGUAUUUCUUCGCAAGUGAGUUGGAGUGGUGGGGCACCUAACUAUAACCUACCUAUGACUGUUAGUCAGCUGAAUAUUUGGAAUCACGUACUCACAAAUGAAAAGAUGGUCGCUAUGGCUAGGCGAAACCUGUGUGAUGGUCCUGCUGGGAAUUCGAUUGAUUGGCAAGAUUUCAAAGCCGCUCUGAAUCUCACUAGGUUCACCAUGAAUGAACCUUCUGAAUGUUCAACCAUUUCUGGGUAAUUCAUAAAGAUAUUAGUAAAGACCUUUUCCAUGUAAAGUUAUUAUAAUUUGCAGAGUUAAUUUG